Molecule: messenger RNA, 2464 nt
Organism: Brassica rapa (field mustard)
Lineage: Eukaryota; Viridiplantae; Streptophyta; Magnoliopsida; Brassicales; Brassicaceae
Product: peroxidase 69-like
Biological process (GO): hydrogen peroxide catabolic process; response to oxidative stress
Molecular function (GO): heme binding; peroxidase activity
Source: RefSeq, a predicted model, not a curated record
AAAAAAUAACCACCCCGUAAUAAUAAAAUCUUGUUACAUUUUUGAUAUUGAUUAAGUAUAAUUUAUUGUUUAUCCAGAUUAUAGAAAAUAUUUUUUAAAUAAAUAAACAUAAUUUGUUAUAUUUUAUUUUAGGAAAAUACAUUAAUUAAACUAUAAAAGACAAAAAUACUAAAAGGUAGGUAAAUUUAUUAUUUCAGUGGCAUUCAAAUGUAAAUAACUUUGAAAACUAAGGGGCAAUUUAUAUUGGUAUUUAUCUUUUAAUAAUAGAGAUAUAAUGUAAUGGUAUUACUCGUAAUUACUUUAUUUAAAUGGAAGUGAUUAACUAACUAAAGCCAACGUUAACCCUAUCCUCGUAAUGACUUUAUUUAAAUGGAAGUGGUUAACUAACUAAAGCCAACGUUAACCCUAUCCUCUUUGUUUUGCACCUUCCUCAUGCACAAGCCUCUUGUCCGAUAGUUCAAAGAUUCCAUGGCGGUGAAUACUUUUAAAUUUUUAAUUCUUCAUCACACUCUUAAUAGUAUACGUGCUAAUCCAAAAUUACGCGAAUAUUAUUUUAAAACUAACAUACCAGACAAAAUUAAUCAUUUUAAAAGGUCAACUAUGCCUAGUAUAUGAUUUCAUUAUCCUUUUAACUACAGAAAUGUUUUGAACUUCUGACCCAAAAAAGAUUUAAAUCCAAUAUUAUCCUCACACAAUUGAUCGAGCUAAUCUAUAUAUUAUUUGCACUGACCCAAAUAAAACAUCUCACUGUAGUACCAACGGGUCUAGGAGAUUUGCAUUUUAAGCCAAUUCGUUUAUAUUUUUCAAUAAAUUAGUUGUUCUUUAAUAACAAAAGUCACAUUUUAGGUUAAUUGUAAAUCCAUUAAUCAGCUACAAAAUUUGCAAAUCUCACUAAAUGAAUCAGAAAAAACACUAACCGAGUUCUUUACUUAGCUACAUAUCAUCUGAUUAUAACGAAGAUAGCUUCGCUCACAAGGAUACAAGAGAACAAUGAAAAUAUGUAUUGUUCAAUGGACCGACUCGUCUACAUCAUAAUGCAACUAACUGUUAUUUAAUGAUUAACUAUAUCAACUUAUAAUACUAAUAUAAUUCCCAUAAAUUCCGGCGUCGUGUGCCGAACUUGCUCGUCAGAAUUCUUAUUCCCAAGACUUUCUGGCCUAUAUAUACAACCCUUUAAUCCGAAACUCAAAACACAGCACACACAGCAAACAAUAACAACUCUAACAAAACUCAAACACUUUCUUGAUUAGUAUUAUCAGAAACACAAAAUGGGUCGUGGUUAUAAUCUACUAUUCAUUCUAGUAACGUUUUUAGUAUUGAUUGCAGCAGUAGCUGCACAAGGAAACAGUGGCUCGAGCCGUCGUGUUGGUCAGAGACCGCGUGUCGGGUUCUAUGGAAAUGGAUGCCGAAACGUUGAGUCCAUUGUGGCAUCGGUGGUUCGCAAACAUGUCCAGUCUAACCCGGCUAAUGCACCCGGGAUUUUGCGUAUGCAUUUUCACGAUUGCUUUGUCCGUGGCUGCGAUGGUUCGGUUCUUCUCGCUGGUAACAACACGGAGAGAACCGCUGGUCCAAACCGUUCAUUGAGAGGGUUUGAAGCUAUUGAAGAGGCUAAGACUAGGCUUGAGGCUGAGUGUCCUGGAAUGGUUUCUUGUGCUGAUAUCCUUACCCUUGCUGCUCGUGAGGCCGUUGUUUUGACUGGUGGACAAGGCUGGCGAGUGCCAUUGGGACGUCUAGACGGCCGAAUUUCGCAAGCCUCGGACGUGAUCUUACCCGGACCAAACGAUGCCGUGGACAAGCAGAAGCGAGACUUUGCUGCUAAAACUCUCAACACGCUAGAUCUCGUAACCCUUGUUGGCGGGCACACAAUAGGAACAGCUGGUUGCGGUUUGGUAAGAGGCAGAUUCUUCAACUUCAACGGCACAGGACAACCCGACCCAUCAAUCGAUCCAAGUUUUGUACCAUUGGUUCAGGCUAGUUGCCCUCAAACCGGAGACGCAUCAGCCCGAGUCGACUUAGACGAAGGUAGCGCUGGCAGCUUUGACACAUCGUUCCUAAGUAAAGUGAGGUCAAGCCGCGUGGUUCUCCAAUCCGAUCUCGUCUUGUGGAAUGACACCGAGACUCGAGCCAUCAUAGAACGCUUCUUAGGCUUACGCCGACCACCCUUGAGGUUCGGAACAGAGUUCGGGAACUCGAUGGUCAAGAUGAGUCUUAUAGAAGUUAAGACAGGAUCAGAUGGGGAGAUUCGUAGGGUUUGCUCUGCGAUCAACUAAGAAAGUGAAUUAAAGCACAACAUGCACGUGUGGUUUGGUUUAAUUUAAUGAUUUGGUUGCUUAAUAAUAAUUAGUUUGAUACAAUAAGCUUGUGAUUGGCAUUUUGUGGUUGAUGGUUACGUUAUAAUUAUUCAAGUGUAAGAUUUAUAUUAUGUAACAUGAAUGAAAUAAAUAAAAUUGUCAUUUGUUUUUUU